Monopterus albus (swamp eel) is the source of this 2557-nucleotide messenger RNA. Its product is annotated as transmembrane emp24 domain-containing protein 6-like. NCBI's taxonomy places the organism in Eukaryota, Metazoa, Chordata, Actinopteri, Synbranchiformes, Synbranchidae. The coding region runs from base 1175 to 1837 and encodes 220 amino acids. The transcript has 4 exons. The record is from RefSeq and is a predicted model, not a curated record.
CAUAUGCACAGUAAAAACUGUAUUGUUAUAGUGUACACUGAACUCCUUAGUGUGCCAGUCUCCCUUCAACCAAAAUAAAAUCAGCAAUGCUAUGCUAUAAAUAAACAAAAUCAAUGUCACUUGUAUAAAUGUACAUUAAUAUUGUGCAGAGUCCUCAAGUUCAUAUUUAACAGUCAGUGUGAUGAAAAUGGGCAGCGUUUAAGGUUAUUCAACAUUCUAAUGGCGUGUGGAUAAAACCUGGAGGGUCUCGGGUCGGGUUUCAUCUUGUCUGCACAGAUACACAAUGCUGUGAUUUGAGGUGCUGUCAUGAAAUGAAAGCACUGCAGCAUCUGUGCCUUUUGUCCUCAGGCUUAUCAGACUGACCGUCAAGGUGAUCCAGUCUGACCUCUGCCAGCCUGAGACAUGGGCAUUAGUGUUAUCAAGAGAUUUUCCAUACACCACAGUGCCUACAGUACAAAAUGCCUUUCUUGGUAUGUGGAUAUCUGUACUGCUUUGUGUUUGCACUUUCUGGAAGCUUCCACACUUGGAGAAGGUGCUGGCAUUUGUAGCUUUAAUAACUGGCCUGAUUCUGUUGUCACCAUGAAAAGAAUCUAACUGUCUUACUCCGUCUCUCAACACUUUACUUCCUGGUAUGAGAACUCAAUUGCAAUUGUAACUUUGAGGACCAAAACUUUAUUUAAUUUUAUUUGUUAUUAGUAGUAGUAGUAGCAUAAUAUAAUUCAAUUCAACUUAACCAGGCAUCCUGAGUUUUCAAGGAUUCAUCAUUGAUGGUUGUGUACUGGAUGCAGUGCACAUGUGUAUGACUGUUAUGCAGCUACUGCCACCUGGUGGUGUUUGUGAGCAGGACGAGCAGGUAAAAAAGCAGAAGCAUUGGAAGGGUAGUGUGCCUCUGCUCUGCUGCAGUGGGACUUUAUGUUGCUUCAGGUGUAGAGAUGGAGCGUGCUGGUGGACUGUGAACACUGGUUUGUGCUGUUUGGCAGUGCUGAGAUAAAGGACAGUGCCUGGGGAACAACGUUCCAGUGUCCACCUGAGGCUGUGUCUGCAACCACUCCAUGGUUUCCACUGUUUUUAUUGAAGAUAAAGGGGGGAAACUGCAUUUUUGGGGAGUAUUUUCAGUGAGUAUGUGUGGCAGCAGGUCGGUGUGAAUGGGACCGAGUCAUAAUAGACCGUGGUGAUGAAGGUACAUGUCGGGCAGUGCAGCAGGGUGGUCACUGCUGGACUGAAUGGACACGGGGGGGCUCUGUGGCCCAGGGGGAGGAGAAAUACCAGGCUGGGACAUGGACACAGGACCUUUAGAGGGAGAUGUUCACUGCUGGCUUUGCUCUUUCUGUCAGUACAGUGGACAACAGGGAUGGCCAAUGACCACCGGCUGUUUGUGACGAUCAGCUCGCCACAGGGCGUCCUCGAAGCUUCAAAGAACGCAGCCGUGGGUCAAAUGAACUUCCAGACGCAGGUGACAGGUUUUUAUCGAAUAUGCCUCGGGAACCACAACAACCAGUUUGGUGGCAUACGGGUCUUUCUGAACUUUGGCGUAGUCUACGAAGGUAUCGAGGAGUCAAAGAGUGGGAGGGAGGAGGGCGAGAAGGCCCUCCACAGCACUCUGAGCAGUAUUGAGGAGAGUGUGCAGAAGCUGCAGAACCAGAUCUUCCAUAUGUGGCGUCAUUACAACUUUGCCCGCAUGAGGAAAGGGAAGGAUCACUACCUCCUCCUGUCCAACCUCAACUACAUCACCUGGUGGUCGGCGACCCAAAGCCUCGUCAUCCUCCUGUCGGGGUAUCUGCAGCUCGUCCUCCUUAAAAGACUCUUCCACACAGACCCCAGCAGGCCCAGAUGCUGAGAGCAGGACAUCCACGUGUCUGGAGUGCUGCUUUAAACCCCACACCAUCUGUUUUCUCUUAUCAGAUGAUUAUUGAUACACUGAUACAAACAAUAAAGAUCUUGUACGCUAUCUGAAGCCAGCAACUAAAGCAGAUGUGUUACAGACAUCUACAGGUCUUUAAUAAUGUAGUCUGCACUGUGGCUGUUUUGGGUAAAGAAAUAUUAGCCAAUAUUAGACAACUCACCCAAACCAGUCGAGGCAGGACUUGCUUCCUGUUUGAGGCUUUUAUUUUGGUUAGUUUCCCGUUUUCUGUCAUCUCACCUGCCCCGGCUUUACUCCGAUCUACAAUCACCACUGGUGUUCACCUGUCCCUCGUUUUCCUCUGGUCUCUUGUGUAUUUCCUUUUUCCCUCAGUCUGGUUGCUAGCUCAUCUGUUCUUUCCUCGUUGCCCCAUCAUCCGUCUCUCUGCGUACCACAACCUGUCUGUCUGUUUUGUCCACUUUGUAGGUUUUUGUAUCAGCUGCCUUGGUUACUUUUGGACUAUUCUUUUGAGUUAUUCCUGUCAGCAGGAUUCUUGAUUAGUGCUCUGGGUUUGUUCUAGUUGUUUAGAAUUUGUUUCAUGUAGCUCCCUGACUGUUCUGUUUAGAAAUGAGUUUUGUACCGUAUUGUGAAGUCCUGUCAGGUUGAACAUAUGUUUGCCCCUUUGUUCCUCUUCUUUUAUGUUGAACUGAAUAAACA